This is a messenger RNA of Plenodomus lingam JN3, 1977 nucleotides long. RefSeq lists its product as uncharacterized. Gene Ontology annotation, molecular function: hydrolase activity, hydrolyzing O-glycosyl compounds. Gene Ontology annotation, biological process: carbohydrate metabolic process. The record is from RefSeq and is a predicted model, not a curated record. NCBI's taxonomy places the organism in Eukaryota, Fungi, Ascomycota, Dothideomycetes, Pleosporales, Leptosphaeriaceae.
AUGUUCUUCACGUCAAUCUUCUCCCUGUUGACGCUCGGCGCGGUGUCGAGCGUCUCUGCACAAGCCGCUGUUAAUGAGGGUUAUGUAUUCGCAUACUUCACCAACAAUAGCCGAGCGGGUGAAAAGAUUUACCUAGCUGCAAGCAAUGGCAACAAUGCGCUCGACUGGACUGAGUUGAACAAUGGCCAGCCAAUCCUCACCUCCACAAAAGGAACCACUGGACUGCGCGAUCCCUUCCUCAUCCGCUCAAAUGAUGGUAGCAAGUUCUUUCUGAUUGCUACAGACCUCUCCAUUGGAUCAGGCACCUCAUGGGGUGCCGCUGUGAGGACCGGAAGCCGCUACCUUGAGGUCUGGGAGUCUCCAGAUCUGAGGACCUGGAGCGAGCAGAGGCACAUCCUUGUCUCACCCCCAGAGGCUGGCAACACAUGGGCGCCAGAGGCAUACUUUGACACCGACCUCAACGAGUAUGUUGUCUUCUGGGCAUCGUCGCUGUACGCGGCCAAUGAUCCAAACCACACAGGUUCCACAUAUCACCGCAUGCUCUACGCGACGACCAAGGACUUUGUUACAUUCAGCCCGACUAAGAUAUGGCAGGAUGCUGGCACAUCACGGAUCGAUUCCACAGUCCUCAAGGCAGGCGAUGUUUUCUACCGCUUCACCAAGGACGAAGGAGGCGUAACAGGAUGCGCUGACAUCAUCCAGGAGAGCUCCACAUCUCUCCUGGCCCCGCUUGAUGGAUGGACAAUUGGCGCUAGCUGUAUUGGCAGGAACGCAGGCCUAGGUGCUGUUGAAGGACCGACGGCCUUCAAGUCCAACCCUGGGGAUGUUCACGGAGAGAAGUAUUAUCUUUUCGUUGAUGAGUACUCCGGCAGGGGCUAUGUACCACUGGAGACUGCAGACAUGAGCAGACCCGAAUGGAAGGUCUCUCCCAACUACAAGUUGCCCGCUAGCCCCCGUCAUGGAACUGUUGUUCCCGUCACUGCAGCCGAACUUGCUGGUGUCACAGGCCGCUCAACGACCAACUCCAGGCGCAAGAAGAGUGAACUUGCCACUCGCCAGGCAUCUGGCAACCCAGUUCUCCCGGACUUUUACGCCGAUCCAAAUGCUAUCAUCUUUGAUGAUACUUACUACAUUUACGCAACGACUGAUGGAUUCCCCGGCUGGGGUGGAAAAGUGUUCUACACCUGGCAAUCCAAGGAUCUCGUGAACUGGUCUAGGGCUGAGACACCAUUCUUGACACUGAACGGAACGAACGGAAAUGUCCCAUGGGCAACUGGAAACGCUUGGGCCCCUACCAUCAUUGAGCGCGAAGGUACUUACUCCUUCUAUUUCAGUGGCCACAAUCCAGAGUUCAACCGAAAGACCAUUGGUGUUGCUACAGCCAGCUCUCCAGAAGGCCCGUUCACAGCACAACCAACACCCAUGAUCACCAACAACGAAGCCAUCAAGACUGGUCAGGCCAUUGAUCCACAUGCGUUCUUUGAUCCCGCGACGGGCAAGUACUGGCUCUCCUGGGGCAACGGCACACCCUUGAUGGCGGAAUUGAACGACGACAUGAUCUCCAUUAAACAGGAAACACUGCACAAGGUCGAAGGACUCGUCAACUUCCGCGAGGGCUCAUUCUUGAAUUACCGAAAGGGACUUUACCACUUCACCUACUCAAUUGACGACACUGGUGUUUCAGGCUACCGCGUGGGCUAUGCAACCUCAGAGGACAUCAUGGGACCCUGGACUUACCAUGGACUGAUCCUAGAAAAGGAUGAAUCACAGGGUAUCUUGGCAACGGGCCACAGCUCCAUCAUCAACGUGCCAAACACGGAUGAGUGGUACAUUGUCUACCAUCGCUUUGCCAUCCCUGGUGGAGAUGGUACGCACCGUGUCACAUGCAUUGACAAGCUGACUAUUGAUGAGGAGACGGGCCUUAUGCAGCCGGUCAAGCCUACUCUGACAGGAGUUGAUCCCAGGCCUCUUCAGUAG